This is a messenger RNA of Lutzomyia longipalpis, 5032 nucleotides long. RefSeq names its product mitogen-activated protein kinase kinase kinase 4 (gene Mekk1). The record is from RefSeq and is a predicted model, not a curated record. The transcript has 8 exons. Gene Ontology annotation, biological process: protein phosphorylation; MAPK cascade. Lineage: Eukaryota; Metazoa; Arthropoda; Insecta; Diptera; Psychodidae. Bases 414 to 4505 code for a protein of 1363 amino acids. Gene Ontology annotation, molecular function: protein kinase activity; ATP binding.
UUUUUUGUGGGCUUCUUUUUUGUCCAAAUUACUCGGGGAUUCGUGUGAAAGAGCACCGCCAUAGCUGCCUGGGCAGGUGACCAAUUUUUCGCAGUGAUAAACACGGAAAAUCAUUCGCGAUAGAGCCUCCGUAUUGGGCUCCGCGCACUCGGGGAAUUUUCUUGUGACGUAACGGAAUUUUCGAGGACUUUUCCUGGACGAGGGCCAAGGGGAAACCCCCCUGGGCGAUUGGGGCUGCAGCAGAUCAAAUUGUUGAGAUACGCACAAAACCAACUCCAAACGAGCAGGUUGGAGGUGAAUUUGGGCCUAUUUCAUCCACGGAUGAUCUCCUAACGCGCUAUGAGGAGUACGGGAGCACACCGCCCAGGACGAGGAUUAAAAUAAAGAACAGAGACUGGGACAGGAAGCAGAGAAUGGAGGGGAAUGGCAAGAGAAAUGCAGCUCGAAUGUCCCGUUCAAGGGUCAAUCGACGCAAUACGAUGGAUUGUGCAAUUCUCAAUGAAAUGUUUGUUGAGGAUGAGCAUAAGAGGACGGAUAAACGUGCCCUGCAGCUACAGCGGGAAACUGAGCGGGAGAUUAAGCUAUCCACAAUGGCUACAGUGGCGGUGAAUCAGCUUCAGAAGCGCACCUCACGGCCACUGAGCAAUGCCAGCAUUGAGGAACGCACAGAGAGCCUCCCGUCCACGAAUACAGCUGCAAAUGCGGGGAAUUGUACGCUAAUUGAGUGCUCAAAUAAGUACAUGAGUGUUCAAUCGCGUCCUGUUGGAUGCCGCAUGUCAGCCCCACCGUCGGCCUUUGGGAUAAACCUGAAGAUCGAUGCGACGGACAUGCCGCGUAUACAGAAUCGUCAGGAAUUCCAUGAGACCUUUGCUAAUCUUAUCAAACUGGGCAGUGCGGAUAAGCAGGAGAAGCAGGACACGAAGCAAUUGUCGCAUGAAGAGUACAAAUACCAGACAGAGCUACAAGACUUAAUCUGGCUUGAGCUGCAGGCGUGGCAUGCUGAUAGGACGCUGGAGCAGCAGGACAAGUAUUUGUACGCAGCACGCCAGGGAAUUGGGGAUUUGCUCAAUGAGAUCAUGUCGUACAGGUACCAGCCGAAAUUCUCGCGUACCUCCAGUGUGGCCAGUGAUACGGAUAGUGGGGUAGCGUCGGAUUCAGCUAGUUCCACGCAGGAGGGGAAUCGUUGCCCAAUGAUGGGGGCAGGGAGUCAACCGUGUCCUGGAUGCUUAUCAAUGUUCUGUCGUGAUUGUCAGGAUCAGCAAGGGUUGGCUGUGAAGCAGGUAGAAGUUCUCCUGACACGCCUGGAAGCAGCUGAGGCGCUCUUCCCGUCAACUCAAGCUCUUGGUCAGUGCUAUCCCAUCUAUAAGAGUGAAGAAUUCGUGGGACGUGUAAAGGCAAUGUGCUUAUGGUACAAUAUAACAAAGCAUCAGAGGCUGAAGCUAAUGAUUCUGGGGAAAUUAAUGGCACGCGCCCAGAAUGAACCCUUCCCCUGGCCAGUACCCAUUGAGGAGCGUCAUAGAAACUCCACGGUUUCCCUGUAUGAUACCACAGAUUCCGGAAGGGAUUCCGUGGACUCGAGGAGCAAGGUUUCCCCACGUGUGCAAUUCACACUUGAUGAGACCAAUGAAUCCGGAAGUUCCAAUGAUAGCACCAUAAGUGGGGAGUCAAUGAUGAAGGAAUCCACCCCAACACCACCUGUGGGGGAUUUUGGGAAACUCGUCAAUGAGGUGAAUCUCUUCAGUCGAGAUCCCCUGGGGCAUACAUCCCCGUACAGGAAGUACAUUGAGAAUGUCCUCAAAUCCCGUGGGCUGGGGAAGAGUCUCAAUUUCCUCCAUAGACUACACAAUGUUGUCCUGCGGAAGGCACAGAUUACCCUUGAGAAGCCCGGAAGUGAGGAGUCAGACAAUGAGGGGGAAUUAUUUGAGAUGGAUUCCCCAAUUAUUGAUCCACCACUUGAGAAGGAACAAGAGGAGGAGCUACGGCGAUAUGGGAUUUGGAGUACGGAAUUUGAGCAACUUGCCCUGCCGUCCUAUGUUCCAGCCUUUGUGUAUCUUUCCCUGAUCCCAAUGGAGGUGAUUCAUGAAUUCCUCCGGCUACGACUCGAGACGCGUCCAAUGCAACCGAAUCCCCUGAGUUUGGAGCAGCUAAUGAAGGAACUCCGGGAAGGACUCAUCUUGGCCAUUACGCAUCGUGAGCGCUACAGUAAGCACAUAACAACGGCACUCGUUGAGAAGGAACCUGAGCUGGAGAAGUACAUGGGAAUCCUGGAUGAAUUCGAUAAGACAGUUAAGAGAGUGAUGGAGCUGUAUUUGGAUUAUGUUGAGCAGUGGGUGUUGGUGGCGGCGCCAGAGGGGCAUCAGAGGUCAGCCCUGGACAAGGAGUGGAUGUUUACAAAGCUAGUUUGCCCCAUGAUUCCUGGACAGCAUUCAAGUGCAGCUAAGAGAUUCUGUUUGAUUGUGAGGAACCUCCUGAAGGCAAUUGGGCUGCGUCUUGUGACGCGGGCAACGGAGCUUGAUGGGCAGAUUGAUGAGACUCCUCAGGGGGAAGCAUCAAAGUGGGAAAUCCUCGCCAUUUGUCGGGCAACGCAAUCCCUCUUCACGGAGGAACGAGAGAAAUCGGUUAAAGUGAUGGCAUUUGCAAAGACUCUCAUUCGUGACAUUGAGCAUUCGGAUUUCCAUCGUGAUCACACCGAGGAGUUCCUCAGCAAAUGCACAGGGGAUGAUUUUGUCUGUCCCGAGGUGAGGGAUGCCAUAACAGUCCUCAAAAGGGAUGCCCUGAAGGUGCGUGAGAAGCUAACGGCGAUCAUUGAGAUGGUUGAGGAGCGUUGCCAUGUGAAGCACAUUGCAGACCUUGAUGAGGUCGACAAAGCAGCCGUGCUCACGCGUUCACGUGAAAUCCUCCAUCAGGGCUAUAAAUUUGGCUUUGAGUACCACCGAGAUCUUGUCCGGAUGACUGAAACGAAGAUUGGUUCGUGCAAGGACACAAUGUGUGAAUUUAAUCUCUCGCUCGGCAUCAUAAGUUUCGCCAAGAUGUGGAUGAAGUUUGUCAUGGAGCGGUGUGAGAGGGGACGUGGAUUGAGACCACGAUGGGCUGCCCAGGGAUUUGAUUUCCUCAUCCUGGCGUGUGAUCCCUCCAAUUCGCGGCAUUUGAGUGAGAAAGAAUUCGAAGAGAUGAAAGCAAUGAUGGAUAAAUGCAUUUCUCACGUGAUUGGCAUCACGACGGAACCGCAGCGGAAGAGACCCUCGCCAAGAUCACGCAAAGCUAGUCCGGCCAAUCGACAUGCCACCCCUGGGAAGAUGAGCCUCACAGCGACAAAUCAGAAGAAUUUAAUGCCUCAAAUGAGCUUACGGGAGGAAGGUGUUGGGGGACUUUCACCAACGAGAAGUCCCGAUUCCCCGGAUAUGAUCCGGAAACAAACAUCCUGCGAUACAUCCUCAAAUGGGAUUUCCAUCAUUGUACCACAAAUUACGAACUUCACGCAGCCACUGAGGCAAGUUCGCGUGCGUGAUGCAGUUAACAGGUUGGAUUUGGAGCUUGAGAGUAAAUUGCGAGAGAGGAAUCUUAUUGGGAAUGUUAAAUCACUUAAUACGUGUGACAAAGUUCACAUUCGCUCCAGGAGCGUUACCUUCCGGUGGCAUCGUGGCAUUAAGAUUGGUCAGGGAAGAUUUGGCAAAGUAUACACAGCGGUGAAUAACUCCACUGGCGAAUUGAUGGCCAUGAAGGAGAUUACAAUUCAGCCAGGGGAAAAUCGAGCCAUUAGGCGUGUAGCUGAAGAGCUAAAGAUCUUCGAGGGGAUCACACAUAAACACCUCGUAAAGUACUACGGAGUUGAGAUCCACAGAGAGGAAUUGCUGAUAUUUAUGGAGCUGUGCUCUGAGGGUACCCUUGAGAGUCUCGUAGAGAUGUCUGGGGGUCUGUACGAGAGUCUAACGCGACGCUUUACAGCUCAGCUAUUGUCAGCUGUGGGGGAACUCCAUAAACACGGAAUUGUGCACAGGGAUGUGAAGACUGCAAAUAUUUUUCUCACAAACGGGUCAAAUUGUCUCAAGUUGGGUGAUUUUGGGUCAGCUGUGAAGCUCCAGACGCACACAACAGUGCCUGGGGAGCUGCAGGGGUACGUUGGGACACAAGCCUACAUGGCACCGGAAGUUUUUACGAAGAACAACACCGAAGGACACGGAAGGGCAGCUGAUAUUUGGUCAGCGGGAUGUGUUGUGAUUGAAAUGGCGUCCGGGAAGAGACCUUGGUCGCAGUUUGAUUCGAAUUUCCAAAUUAUGUUCAAAGUGGGAAUGGGUGAGACACCCGAAGUUCCGGAUAGUUUAUCACAGGAGGGACAUGAUUUCCUCAAGUACUGCCUCCAGCAUGAUCCACGAGCUCGUCUAUCGGCCAAUGAGCUGCUACUUCACAACUUUUGCAAGGUCGGUAUCGAGGACGACUGCUCGUGCGACUCAAAAAGACAGCAGGACAUCCGACGAUCCAAAAGACACAACAAGACCAAAACCUAGAAAACAACUUACCUCGUUCUUCCUCAAUAUCCUAUUGCUUAAUUAUUUUUUUUUUUAGUUUUUAUUCGUUACGACACUGAGAUGAGUAUCAAAUUGUUAAUCAAUAUUUUUAUUCGGUCUGUUAUUUUUUUUAUUCUCUACCUGUCGCUUUCUGGGACGCAUUUUAUCCACUAACAUUUUAUUAUAUAUAUUUUGCUCAGGAUUGUGACACGUGAUCGUUAAUUUUUACGGUAGAAAUUGUAUAGGACGUAUAAAAUUAUUCUUGUUUGCUCAAGUAGGGAAAGAAUGCACCGUGAGUGUCUUUUUUUGCUCCCUCAAAACACAGAGAGAGACUUUCAAUUCAAUACAUAUAGAGAGAUUGUUGUGCUUAAUUAUUGUGCCUAUUAAAGAAAAUGAUCAAGGAAAUUAUUUUGUACAACACGCGCGUAUUUUAUUGUGAGCAAUAUGAGUAGAAUUUUUCUUGUUUCUGUUCUUAAUUGGUAGGAAGAAGACACUGAGAAUGAAAAUAAAAGUUAUUUUUCAAUGAA